Messenger RNA from Penicillium brasilianum, 1305 nucleotides. NCBI's taxonomy places the organism in Eukaryota, Fungi, Ascomycota, Eurotiomycetes, Eurotiales, Aspergillaceae. The record is from the annotation of a GenBank genome assembly.
AUGAUGCGGCCUCGUCCCUCGACCUGUGGCCGCUGCCUGACACACAAGAGACUCUUUUCAACGACACAUCACCAGGCCGAACAAUUCCAGAAUGUCCCUCCCCCACCAGAUGUCGGCUACACUCGGCUCACCAACCGCGGCCUCAUAUCCAUUACCGGAGUCGAUAGCUCAACGUUUCUCCAAGGCCUGAUCACCCAGAACAUGCUGGUUGCCAAUGAUCCGAACAAAAACAUCCGUCACACAGGUACAUAUGCUGCCUUUCUCAACUCCCAGGGCCGCGUCUUGAACGAUACUUUCAUCUACCCUCUCCCGAGCUCCGAUGGCAGUGGUAACGAGCGCGAGUGGCUGGUCGAAGUGGACAAGAAUGAAGUUCCGACUUUGAUGAAGCACCUCAAGAAACACAAGUUGCGCGCGAAAUUGAAGCUACGAGCCCUUGAGGACGGUGAGCGGACUGUUUGGUCGUCAUGGAAGAAUCGCCUAGAGCCUCGAUGGGCUGCUUAUAACCUCGAGUCCGAGACGGCGUCACCAUUCUCUCCUUCUUCGAAUGUCGUUGGGUGCAUAGAUGCUCGGGCUCCGGGAUUUGGGUCCCGUCUCGUCACUCCAGGUUCCGAUGACCUGCACAGCCAUUUACCCGAUGAGUCGCAGGUUGCUGGGUCCGAGGUCGGGUUGGGAUCAUACACGGUGCGCCGGAUACUGCAUGGUGUCGCAGAGGGCCAGAAAGAGAUUAUUCGCGAGUCAGCCCUACCGCUGGAAUGUAAUAUGGAUAUGGGACAGGCUAUUGACUUCCGCAAGGGUUGCUAUGUUGGUCAGGAGUUGACCAUCCGCACGCAUCACACCGGCGUGGUGCGGAAGCGCAUUCUACCUGUUCAACUUUACACCGGAGGCCUAUCUUCAGCUGAUGGCCCUGUGUACGAUCCCUCGGUUGAGCUUGCUCUGCCACCUCACGGAUCGAACAUCAACAAGGCUGGCGGUCGCCGGGGGCGCAGCGCUGGAAAAUUCUUGGAUGGCGUAGGCAACAUCGGUCUCGCGCUGUGUCGUCUAGAAAUGAUGACCGAUAUCGCGCUGACCAGCGAAGGAACACAAUACACUCCGGGAAGCGAGUUCAAAGUUUCAUGGACCUUGGAGACGGAGCAGCCAGCCGAGGUCAAGGUGCAGGCUUUCAUCCCACCUUGGACCAGGGAGUUUAUCAUCGCUGGUGGCGCACGCAAACCAGCUCCAAGAAAGGUUGAUCUGGAAGGUGAGCGGGCACGAUUCCUCGUUGAACAGCUCGAAGAAGAAGAAGAGGAAGCGCAGCGACAAACCUAA